UCAUCGACAUCCAUGUAUCCAGAUCAUUUGUUCGAGCGAAGAUUCCGAAUGCCGAAGGAGAUGUUUUUGCGAGUGCUCGACGAUUUAACCACUCGUAAUGCCUAUUUUAGGCUGAAAUGUAACGCUGCCGGAAAGCCAGGAUUGAGCGGUAUGCAGAAAUGUGCAGCAGCAGUACGCCAGCUUGCAUAUGGAACUGCUUCGGACGCCACUGACGAUUAUAUUCAGAUCGGGGAAUCAACCGCAAAUCAAGCUCUAAAGGAAUUCUGCCGCACUGUUGUAGAAGUAUAUGGGGAACACUACCUGCGUGCACCGGACCAGCAAGAUAAGGCAAAGCUGGCACAAGAAAACGCAGAACGAGGCUUCCCAGGAAUGCUAGGCAGCAUAGAUUGCAUGCAUUGGGAGUGGAAGAAUUGCCCAGUAGCGCUUAAGGGCCAGUAUCAAGGCAAAGAUGGAAAGCCGACGGUUGUACUCGAAGCUGUCUCUAGCUACAGUUCUGCAGGAAGCUGCAAUGAUAUUAAUAUCAUCGACAACUCGCCGCUGUUGGAUAAAAUAAUAAAUGGAAACAUGCUGGAUACCCAACAAACAUCGGAAGCUAAUAGAGCACUUAUUCAACCAAAAAUUUCCUUCUUCAGCUAG
Armigeres subalbatus is the source of this 636-nucleotide messenger RNA. RefSeq lists its product as uncharacterized. The transcript is spliced from 3 exons. Bases 13 to 636 code for a protein of 207 amino acids. The record is from RefSeq and is a predicted model, not a curated record. NCBI's taxonomy places the organism in Eukaryota, Metazoa, Arthropoda, Insecta, Diptera, Culicidae.